Messenger RNA from Cydia fagiglandana, 492 nucleotides. Its product is annotated as la1-like protein 15. NCBI's taxonomy places the organism in Eukaryota, Metazoa, Arthropoda, Insecta, Lepidoptera, Tortricidae. The transcript is spliced from 4 exons. The record is from RefSeq and is a predicted model, not a curated record. Bases 141 to 452 code for a protein of 103 amino acids.
CUUAAUGCUCAUGUUUCCAAGAUGUGGCCAUGAAUUGUUGUUAUUUAGAAGCAGACAUUUAAUAGUCUUUCAUGUUAUGAUGUUUAUGGAGUCUUGUUAAACGUCAAUUGUGGUCAUAUAAAUAAGGAUUUAUUGUUAAAAUGUUGAAGUUAUUCGGUAUUUUAGCCUUGAUCACUAUGGCUUAUGCCGCUUUAUCACGAUACCCACCUCAAGAGAAACCGACCGAGUUUGCGAACCAAGAAGGAUGCUACAUCGCGGCCCUAAACAAGGUAUUGCCUUACGAAAAACCUUAUUAUCCAGAUCAAAAAUGUGAACGGUACAAUUGUCAGAGAAACGGAGAAACACGCUGGGAAACUUGUGGGGCUGUCCUUGUCAAGCCAGGGUGCAGAAAAUCUGAAGUCGACCUGAGUAAGCGCUACCCCGACUGUUGUCCAACUGAAGUGUGCCACUGAUCCUUCUAUGUAGCUUGAAAAAUGUUUUCUGUCCAGUAUU